GGGGCGUGCCUGGGUGGGGGACCCGCUGCGGGAGCGCCGAGCUCCCUCUGAGUUCUUACUUCGAAGGCUGUGCUCCGCUCACCAUCCAGAGCGGAGGUGCGGACCUUAAACUCACUCCUGGAGAAAGAUCAGCAAGUGCUCAGAGAGAAGACUGGCAGUGGAGCAUGCAUCUGGAGGGCAGAGACGGCAGGCGGUACCCUGGCGCGCCGGCGGUGGAGCUCCUGCAGACGUCCGUGCCCACCGGACUCGCUGAACUUGCGGCCGGCAAGCGCAGGCUUCCUCGGGGAGCCGGUGGGGCUGACCCCUCGCACUCCUGCCCCAGGGGGGCUGCCGGGCAGAGCUCCUGUGCUCCUGCAGGCCAGGAGUUUGCUUCAUUCCUCACAAAAGGGAGGUCUCACUCUUCUUUGCCCCAGAUGUCCAGCUCCAGGUCUAAAGAUUCCUGCUUUACAGAAAACACUCCUUUGCUGAGGAAUUCCUUACAGGAGAAAGGGUCACGGUGCAUACCUGUUUACCAUCCAGAGUUCAUCACUGCUGAAGAGUCUUGGGAAGACAGCUCUGCUGACUGGGAGCGAAGAUACCUGCUAAGCAGGGAGGUGUCUGGUCUGUCUGCAUCUGCCUCCUCCGAGAAGGGAGACCUUCUGGACAGCCCGCACAUCCGACUCCGUCUUUCCAAGCUGAGGCGCUGUGUGCAGUGGCUGAAAGUCACGGGCCUGUUUGUCUUUGUGGUGCUGUGUUCUAUUUUGUUCAGCCUAUAUCCGGAUCAAGGAAAGCUCUGGCAGCUGUUGGCCUUAUCACCGCUGGAGAACUACUCCGUGAACCUUAGCAGCCACGUGGACUCCACGCUGCUGCAGGUGGACCUGGCAGGGGCCCUAGUGGCCAGCGGGCCGAGUCGUCCUGGGAGGGAAGAGCACAUCGUGGUGGAGCUGACCCAGGCUGACGCUUUGGGCUCCAGGUGGCGGCGGCCACAGCAGGUCACUCACAACUGGACGGUGUAUUUAAAUCCGAGGAGAAGCGAGCACUCAGUGAUGAGCAGGACCUUUGAGGUACUGACCAGAGAGACGGUGUCCAUCAGCAUCCGGGCCUCCCUCCAGCAGACCCAGGCUGUCCCUCUUUUGAUGGCUCAUCAGUACCUCCGCGGAAGUGUAGAAGCCCAGGUGACCAUCGCGACGGCCAUCCUCGCGGGCGUCUACGCGCUAAUCAUAUUUGAGAUCGUGCACAGAACUCUGGCGGCCAUGCUGGGUUCCCUUGCAGCACUGGCAGCACUGGCUGUGAUUGGCGAUAGACCCAGCCUGACCCAUGUGGUGGAGUGGAUUGAUUUUGAGACCCUGGCCCUGCUGUUUGGCAUGAUGAUCUUAGUAGCCAUAUUUUCAGAAACGGGAUUUUUCGAUUAUUGUGCUGUAAAGGCAUACCGGCUCUCCCGGGGACGGGUGUGGGCCAUGAUCAUCAUGCUCUGUCUCAUCGCGGCCGUCCUCUCUGCCUUCUUGGACAACGUCACCACCAUGCUCCUCUUCACGCCUGUGACCAUAAGGUUGUGUGAGGUGCUCAACCUUGAUCCAAGACAAGUCCUGAUUGCAGAAGUGAUCUUCACAAACAUUGGAGGAGCUGCCACUGCCAUCGGGGACCCUCCAAAUGUCAUUAUUGUUUCCAACCAAGAGCUGAGGAAGAUGGGCCUGGACUUUGCCGGAUUCACUGCACACAUGUUCAUUGGGAUUUGCCUUGUUCUCCUGGUCUGCUUUCCGCUCCUCAGACUCCUUUACUGGAACAGAAAGCUUUAUAACAAGGAACCCAGUGAGAUUGUUGAACUGAAGCACGAGAUUCAUGUCUGGCGCCUGACUGCUCAGCGCAUCAGCCCGGCCAGCCGCGAGGAGACGGCUGUGCGCCGUCUGCUGCUGGGGAAGGUGUUGGCACUGGAGCACCUGCUCGCCCGGAGGCUGCACACAUUCCACAGACAGAUCUCACAAGAGGACAAAAAUUGGGAGACCAAUAUCCAGGAACUCCAAAAAAAGCAUAGGAUAUCGGACAGGAUUCUGCUCGCCAAAUGCCUGACAGUGUUGGGAUUUGUUAUCUUCAUGUUUUUCCUCAAUUCGUUUGUCCCUGGCAUUCAUCUUGAUCUUGGAUGGAUUGCUAUUCUGGGUGCCAUCUGGUUGCUAAUUUUAGCUGAUAUUCAUGAUUUUGAGAUAAUUCUACACAGAGUGGAAUGGGCAACCCUUCUGUUUUUUGCAGCGCUCUUUGUUCUGAUGGAGGCAUUGGCACAUCUCCACUUAAUAGAAUAUGUUGGAGAACAAACUGCUUUGCUAAUAAAGAUGGUCCCAGAGGAGCAGCGCCUCACAGCCGCCAUUGUCCUGGUGGUGUGGGUCUCAGCCCUGGCGUCGUCCCUGAUUGACAACAUCCCGUUCACUGCUACCAUGAUUCCCGUGCUCCUGAACCUGAGCCAUGACCCUGAAGUUGGCCUGCCCGCACCGCCGCUCAUGUAUGCCCUGGCCUUCGGUGCCUGCCUGGGAGGUAACGGGACACUGAUUGGCGCGUCGGCAAAUGUCGUGUGUGCAGGGAUUGCAGAACAGCAUGGAUAUGGGUUCUCCUUCAUGGAAUUUUUCAGGCUGGGCUUCCCAAUGAUGGUUGUGUCCUGCACUGUUGGGAUGUGUUAUCUCCUUGUGGCUCAUGUGGUGGUGGGAUGGAAUUAAUAGACAUCCAUCUAUUGCUCGAAGACUAAAGGAAACUUCAUCCAUCACAACCCAUCAGUCAUAAAACUACCCUGACCCCACUGUUUGAAGAAGAAAAGGUGCUUACCCUGGAGAUGCUACAGAGACACAGUGGAAUAGACCUUGACACUAACACUCUAAUUCAAGCGAAUGUUGGAACACCAUGACCUCCUCUGUGUGUCCUUUCUCCCCAAGGACAAAAUGUAGAAAGAUGUGAGAUAACUUACUCAAGAUUCCCCUCCAGAAAAAUACAUAUGUUUCAAAACCCUUCCUGGUAUACAUAGGAAAAGACACACAUCCACCUAAAAUUGACUGUACUGUUUAACUGUCAAUUCUCCUGAGGCUAAACACAGUUUGUUUUUCUUGUAAUCACUUUUCAUGUUAAAAUAAUCAGCAUUCAAAUUGUAUGCUUUCUGAAUAUAGACUUUCUGGGAAAAGGUUUACUGCUCGUAAGGAAGCAUUUUAUGUAUUAAAAUAAACUGUUCCUUGAUAAAA
Gorilla gorilla gorilla (western lowland gorilla) is the source of this 3194-nucleotide messenger RNA. RefSeq names its product OCA2 melanosomal transmembrane protein (gene OCA2). NCBI's taxonomy places the organism in Eukaryota, Metazoa, Chordata, Mammalia, Primates, Hominidae. The coding region runs from base 165 to 2681 and encodes 838 amino acids. The transcript has 24 exons. The record is from RefSeq and is a predicted model, not a curated record. Gene Ontology annotation, cellular component: melanosome membrane. Gene Ontology annotation, biological process: transmembrane transport; melanin biosynthetic process; melanocyte differentiation.